AUGCGCAGCCUCGCUAGGCCAUCACUACCUACGUUACAUACGGCCCUUCACGGGCAAUCAUUACGACACUAUUAUGGCUCCUCACUUGGGCAUUUACAUACGACAGCGGCAUCAUUGGGCCCACUCAAGUCCUCGUACGACCCUCUCCACACUACGAUUAUGUGUACAGUCGCAGGCAAUUCUUGUAUAUCUGAUUUGCUUUCCCGACAUUAAACUUAAGACAUGGGUCGAACACAUACUUCAGCUCCUUCGGAAAUACCCCUAUACGCAGCCCUCAAUAGGCCGUCACUACCUACGUAACAUGCGGCCCACUGUGGGUAAUUCUCUAUGACACUAUUCCGGACCCUCACCCGGGCUAUUACAUACAUCCGGGCCUCCUCGGACCCACUAAAUUCCUCGCACGACCCUCUCUAGCUGCAUUUCUAUGUCCAGUCGCAGGCUUAAGGUAUCUCUGACAUUCACAGAGAGUCGUUGGUUAAAUGACCAGAAAGCCUUUAUACGCGACCCUCACUUGGCCGGCACUACCUUCGCUAUAUACGGCCCUCCGCGGGCAAUCCACAACGACUCAGUUCCCGGCCCCUCACUCGGGUCAUUACAUACUACUGUCGCUUCACUUGGCUCUCUCAGUUCCCCGUAAGCCUCUCUCUCUUCACACCUAGGAGUCCAGUCACAGGCUCUUAACGAAUCUCCGAUAUAUGUAUCCCUAUAGUAAACCAGAGACAUUGUUCAACUACCUCAGGUCCUUCAGAAAUACCUCUAUUCGCGGCCCUCACAGGCCACCACUACUCGAAAUAGAGACGUCGCAUAACACAAAUUUCGGGUCCUUCGGAAAUAUCUCCACACACGAUCUCACGGGGCCAUCAAUUCCUACUCCAAAUUGCCACAGUGGACUAACGCAUAGGAGCAUUCGCGAAGCCGGGAAGUUGCUGCCUAUAUACCCGUCUCCGUGGCAGUCACAGAGUUUCAAGACGAAGGUACGUACUGUCUCGCCAAGCGUCGGACAUUUGGGGCUGAGAGUACCCCCAAACUUAAGCAACGUUCACGGAAACACUACGCGAGCACCUCCAAAUACGUGAAUUACAGUCCAGUAGCAAUACGCUACCCUGAUGAUUUCCUCUACGUGGAAGAUCCCAACAGAACCCCUCAAAACAUCACCGAUGCCGUGGCAUUAUGCUCCUCAUCAGGAGUCUCCCCUACCUGGCUAGGAAACAAUAGGGCCUUCCAACGACCUUACCUUUUCGGUAUCCUCCCGGACUCAGCAAGCAGGCUAGCCAGGUUACCUGAUGAUAAAGUAUAA
Molecule: messenger RNA, 1297 nt
Organism: Pelobates cultripes (western spadefoot toad)
Lineage: Eukaryota; Metazoa; Chordata; Amphibia; Anura; Pelobatidae
Source: the annotation of a GenBank genome assembly